AUGGCAUCUCUUCGUGAAGAUGCCGAGAAGCAAACGGUGGAACACCAGGAUCUUGCCACCGCGUCUAAUGACAAACUUGAGAGCCAACUUGGAGAGGCCGGUGAUGCCGAUAGCGACUAUGGAUUUACAAAAGCUGAGCAGAGGAGUAUCAUUCGCAGAAUCGACCGUCGACUGGUUCUUACCGUUGGUGUUAUGUACUGUGUUAGUCUUAUGGACCGGACCAAUAUGAGUGCUGCCAACAUUGCGGGCAUGAGUAAGGAGCUCACGUUGAUUGACAAUCGAUAUAUCUCUCAAACAAUGGGCGAGAAGAGCAUGUUGCUGACUCCAACUAUAGAUGAGGUUGGCAAAAGAUACUCGGUGUUUUAUGUUAUCGGGUGUUUUGCAUCUGCCUGCGCCGGUAUUUUGGCUUACGGCCUUAACGGACGGGAAGGCCUCACAGGUUGGCGCUGGAUUUUCAUCAUCGAAGGCGCACUGACUUGUGGCCUGGCAAUUGGCUCUUACUGGCUUCUGGUCGACUUCCCUGACGCCACGCGCAAGACUUGGAGCUUCUUAAAUCUGCGAGAGCGGCAGUGGGUUGUCAGUCGUGUCCAACGUGACAGAGGUGAUGCUAAGGUUACGUCAUUCGACCUCCGAAAGUUCCUCCGAGGCGGAACGGACUGGAAGAUUUGGGCUUAUGCUAUGAUCUUCUUCAACACUACGGCUAUGAGCUAUGCUCUUGCUUAUACGCUACCAGUUCUCCUUGUUUCCAAUUUAGGAUUCUCCGUAGGGGCAGCUCAGUGCCUUGUUGCUCCUCCUUAUGCUUUUGCUGCCAUUGUCAUGUUCACCACGGGCUGGCUUGGAGACAAGUAUCGCAUUCGUGGACCGAUAAUUAUUGGCAAUAUGUUACUGUGCCUCAUUGGCCUGCCGAUAAUGGGCUGGCACUCCAAGGCUGCUGUACGAUACUUUGGCGUUUUCCUAGUUACAGCCGGCGCGAAUAGCAACGUUCCUGCUACGAUGUCUUUCCAGGCCAAUAAUUUGCGUGGCCAGUGGAAGCGAGCUUUUUGCAGUGCCACGCUUGUUGGCUUUGGCGGCAUCGGCGGCAUUUGUGGCAGUCUUGUGUUCCGGGAGCAGGACAAACUUACUGGUUACAAACCCGGCAUGUAUGCAUGUAUCGCCUGUACGCUGCUCAGCAUUAUUCUGGUUUGCGUUUGUGAUUUGGAGUUUUUCCGACAAAAUAAGAAGGCCGACAGAGGCGAGAAGGUAUUGGAGAGCGAAGAUAAUGUAAGACUACCCGUCCUAUUACACCCCGAUGGUGCUUGA
Molecule: messenger RNA, 1299 nt
Organism: Metarhizium acridum CQMa 102
Lineage: Eukaryota; Fungi; Ascomycota; Sordariomycetes; Hypocreales; Clavicipitaceae
Source: RefSeq, a predicted model, not a curated record